AUGAGGCUCGAGAAAACGCACCACUGAGGAGUGCAAGCUCGAUACUACAUGACGUGAACGGUACUUUAGCGGAAGCCUUAAAGGCGAUCAGUCCUUCCAUAUACAGAGAGGUUGUUGAGGAAGCUCAAUUGGGUCCAUCAUCAUCAGCGUCAGCAGAUGAUGACCUGUGGAUAAGGGCAGCCGUCAUCAGCGAUAGCUUCCGCCUCGGCUAUGGAAC
This is a messenger RNA of Perkinsus marinus ATCC 50983, 217 nucleotides long. RefSeq lists its product as hypothetical. The annotation marks the transcript as partial. The record is from RefSeq and is a predicted model, not a curated record. The transcript has 2 exons. Lineage: Eukaryota; Perkinsozoa; Perkinsida; Perkinsidae.